Molecule: messenger RNA, 1818 nt
Organism: Myxocyprinus asiaticus (Chinese sucker)
Lineage: Eukaryota; Metazoa; Chordata; Actinopteri; Cypriniformes; Catostomidae
Gene: scrn3
Product: secernin 3
Exons: 8
Coding region: 177-1433 (418 amino acids)
Biological process (GO): proteolysis
Molecular function (GO): dipeptidase activity; cysteine-type exopeptidase activity
Source: RefSeq, a predicted model, not a curated record
AUGUGCAUCGACUUGAGUCAUGGAUCAGACUUGUGUGAUUAGAAAUCAGAUAAACUCACACGCAUGUGUCAAAGUCUAUAGUCAGUUUUGUUUACAGAGAAAGGAAAACGAAAGAAUCUCAUCAAACAGAGCAGUCAUUUCUCUUAUGCCUGGCAUUUGUAUGUAAGUUGGCAAGGAUGUACCCAUCCUCCUGUGACACAUUCGUAGCCCUGCCUCCAUCCACAGAAGAUCAGAGGGUGGUCUUUGGUAAGAACUCAGACAGACCCUGUGAUGAGGUCCAAGAGGUGGUCUACUUCCCUGCUAAGGAUCAUAAACAAGGAGAAAAAGUGGAGUGUACAUAUAUCGAGAUUGAGCAGGCAGCUCACACAUAUGCAGUUGUGCUGAGUCGACCCGCCUGGUUGUGGGGAGCAGAAAUGGGGGCAAACGAGCAUCAGGUGUGCAUCGGGAACGAGGCGGUGUGGGGCAGAGAGAGCGCGGAUGGGGAAGAAGCUCUCUUGGGCAUGGAUCUUGUCAGGCUGGCUCUGGAGAGGGCCGACACUGCUGAACGGGCUGUAGAUGUUAUAACAGAACUACUGGAAAAAUACGGCCAGGGAGGGAACUGUAUGGAGGAUGAGUGUGGAUUCACAUACCAUAACAGCUUCCUCAUAUCAGACCGUACAGAGGCAUGGGUACUCGAGACGGCUGGGAAAUACUGGGCAGCAGAGAAAAUAGAGGCUGGCUGUCGCAACAUCUCCAAUCAGUACUCCAUCACAACUAAGAUGGAUAAGGAGCACCCCGGUUUGAGGGACUACGCCCAAGAGCAGGGCUGGUGGGAUGGACAGACUCAGUUCAGUUUUGCUGAGGUUUACUCCUUCCAAUCUACAGCCCGAAUGGAGGCCGCAGGCGACAGAUACUGUGAGGGGCGCAGACUUCUGAAGAAAAGCGAAGGCCACAUCACAGCAGAAACCAUGAUGGACAUUUUGAGGGAUAAGGAGAGUGGCAUAAACAUGGAGGGCAUGUUCAUGUCCACAGGAAGUAUGGUGUCAGUGGUUCCUAAAGACCCCUCAUUGCCAGGUGUCCACUUCUUCACUGCUACACCAGACCCAGAAAGGUCUGUGUUUAAGCCGUUUAUAUUUGUAUUGGACAUAAAGCAGUUAAAGCAUACGUGUUCUCCGUGUUAUGGAGAGGAGGAUCCUGUGAAGAAGAAACCCCGUUUCCAGAGCAAACCGAACCGCAAACACCCUCUGUUCCUGAAACACGAGGUGGUUGCUGCUAUCAUCGACAGCACCAGGGAGAGAGGACAGAAGAUUGUUCAGAACUUGAGAGAUCUGGAGAAGCAGAAGAUCACAGAGAUGGAGAAAUAUCUGACAUUUGGAAUUGAGGACCCAACACUGCUGGUUCAUCUCUUUACAGACACUGUAACAGACGAGUUCAGUGUUUACAGUAAAGCCUGAGACUGUCCAACACUCAGUUAGGCACCUCCUGUAUGUUUGGAUAUAAUUUGAGAAUGAAAUGCCUUAUCUAUAAAAUAAUAAUACAGCAGACAGCAAAACUGUUGACACAGAGUACUAGAAUGAUCAGGAGUUGUACUUUCAUAUUUCACUCUAUGUUCUCUGAGCAUGUUUCCGUUGGCAUCUUAUUGUACGUAUGGGAUGUUACAAUAGAAGUAUACUUUUACCAUUGUAAAGUGUCUGUCAAAGAUCUCAAAUGUGAAGUUCAAAUUGUGUUUGUCAUGCCUUGUCAUGUCCAUGUCUACCAUCAUGCCCAUAAUCCAGUGGCAUUUGUUUUAAUUAGAGGACAUCUUUAACACAAACUAAUAUAAAGUAAUUAAUUACAGAA